AAAGUGUCCAGUGCCUUAAAGUGUUUAUCAAACCGUGUGGUGUUGCAACUUAAGCUGUAUAAACCGUGAGUUUUCAUCUCUAUCUACGCCGUUUAAAAGCACAGCAACGCGCUUUGCAUUUCUACAUUGAGUUCAAAUGAGUUUCUGAAAUCCCCAUAAACAACGUCAAAACGGAAACAUAACCAUCGUAAACCCGACAAAUAUUGUUUUAAAUAUCCCAAACACGGUAUCCUAACAUUACUACAAAUAGGCUCACAGAAGAGACGUGUAUAAUUAUAGCCUUUCUAACCACAAACUAUUUCUAUCUCAUGAAUGAGUAAUUCCAAAUCGAUCCUUUGUCCCUUUUCUUUGAUGAACCCCUAAUCUCUAUGGAUUGGGUUUUAGCGGCCCGCCAUGUUCCCCUUGUUAGGGUUGUACAAUUUACCCUUCUGGGUUGUGGCAACCAGAGGCCUACAUUGUCUCAAUCGAUAAUAAUACUUUGUGACAAACAUAUAACAGUCUUAUUAGUUUGAGUGUUAAGAUGAAGUCAAACCACCUUCUGUGAUCUUGUUCAACAAAUAUGAGCUUCUUGGAGCUAACUUUCUUCGGAAAAUAAUCAAAACAUUUUCGAGCACCACUAAACCACAAUGUAGUGGCCGUUUUGUAGAUGUCAAUACUAUAAGGAAACUGACAUUUAUGGAGCCAUUUCGGAUUUAGAGGACGUGUUAUUUUUGGAGGAGGUUUCUAUUUUGGCAAGAUGGAGGUUUGUCAUUGUCGCCAUGAUGGAUUAAGAACGAUAUGCCAUUUGGUAGCAGUUUUGUCGUCGUUAUGUCUCCUAUCAGGUACUCUAAUUCAGGGACAGGUGACUACCGAUAGUGCAGUUGUAUCCGAUAAUAUCACGGUUACCGUAGCCGAAGAAGUAGACAACUCGACCCUCGCCCCUACUCCCACGGCCCCACCCACGAAGAGAGAAAUUCUACUCUGGGCACUUAUGGAAAUAAAGUCACCCUCAUUCAACGCCACCAUAAUGGAAUUUAUAACUGAGUACGAUAACUGGCAGCUUGAGGAUGAGCUGCUUUUCAUAUAUUACAACGACACCUACAUUCUUAGUCCGGACGACCGACCGGCUUAUGGCAGCCUCGAUCAGGCUAUCCUCACCAUGUCGGCCAUGCUGGAUGUGAUGGGAGAAGAUGGCGUUAUUCCCGGCCCGAGGGAAGUCCUCUGCACGCUGAUCUACCUUGAAGAUUUAACCAGCGCCUUGUUCAAGCAGACCAUUGCCAAUGAUGCGGAUUUUACUGAUUUUGGUGAACUGAAUGGGGUGGCAACUUAUGCUAUUGAGGUAUGUGAUACACUUAUCGAUCCAUCUUAUCACGAGGCCUGGAUGGUAAUCAGGAAGGCAACUCCGGCAUUUUCAACCGUUGCUAACAUCAUGGAUGUCCUCACAUUGUUACUAUCGAACACGCUGGAGUCACCAGCUACCGUUUUUAGUAACAUUAAAAAUAUCGAAUAUAAUCUUGAGAAGAAACCAUGGAGUGAGUUUCUUGGAGUUGAUAAAUAUUUCGAGUUCGACAAGAAUGAAGGAAUAUCUUUACCAUCAAAUUAUAUGGAGACAGUGGAAUUGGAAGCUACUGAUGUAGUGACGAUGGUUGGUGUUCGCUAUCGUAACAUUAGUGGCAUCAUGGGAACUAACAAGACUGGUUCGUCUGCAGCGGCUGAUAUACUUGAAAGGAACAAUGGUACCGUCAGACCACGUGUGCUGUCUCUUGACGUAGUCUCACUCUCAGUCGUUAAAGAAUUGGAUUUGAGCACGACAUCAGUGCCUUUGACGUAUCGACUGUAUCACGAUGAAGUGAUUGAGAGUCAUCAAGAGGCAGUUUGUGUUUACUGGGAUUACACACAAUUCGAGGGUGAUGGCGGUGUUUGGAACAGCGAAGGAUGUUGGUUGGUCGAGAGUAGUUCUAACUUAGAGACCACUGUCUGUAUGUGCAACCACACCACGAACUUUGGAUUAUUAGUGAUUGAUUAUGAACGAGUGGAGACCAAUUGGAACUUCAUCGCCCACACCUGGAUGAUAACCAUCGGUGGGGGCGUUUCAGCUAUUCCACUCAUCAUGGUCCUCGUACUCUUCGUGUAUCUUGGUACCCUCAAUACACGGCGUCGAGUGGCUCAGAUAAGCUUCAUCUUCAGCUACUUGAUACUGAUGUUGUUGUACAGUACAACUAACUUGGCAGAAAUCAACGAGUGGGCCUGUAUGGGUUUUGGUCUGGCAUCCCAUUUCUUCAUCCUCUCUUCCUCAUUCUGGCUCUUCGUUAUUGGGAUGUUGCUGUUCACCAGGGUGACAGACUUCACGAAGGGAGAGGUGCAGAUGUGGCAUUGUAUUCUAGCUGGCUGGGGCUUACCGGUUGCAAUAGUUGGCGGGAUUGGCGGUUGGAAAUGGUCGAUAUACGGCUUGGGAACAAGGUGUUGGAUGAAUGCUUCAGAUGAGAUCAUCAAUGCUACAUAUUUCUACCCACCAAUUGUGACUAGUGCGGCAACUAUUUUCAUGUUGUUAUUCUCACUACGGGCCAUCAAGCUGUCCAAUCAACAUGCACUCUUCGUCAGAGAAAAGGAUGAGUUGAACAAAAUCAAGGGUGUUUGCGUGUGUUACAUAAUCAUCUUAUUAUCCUUCGACCUCACUAUCUUUAGUGGCAUUAAGUCAUUUGAAAUGGAGAUGUUGGGAUAUGCCUUCGGCGGGCUACUUUGUGUACAGGGAUUGGUGGUAAUAUUAGCGCAGAAGCUAAACUCUGAGAUUAAAGUGGCCUGGAAUUUGAAGAGGGAUCCACCACCGGAGAUACCUAAAGACGACGAGGAUGAAUAUGGAUGGGACCUCGAUAACAAACCGGAGAAGAAAUCGAAGAUGAGGAUAAUGAUGACACUUGAAGACUAUGACGACGACGAUGACAGGGACAUCUACUCUGAGUAUUCAUCGCGUCCAGGCACUAGUCGGAGUGCAUUAUCAAUGGGUGAUAUAAACUACGAGGACUCCCACUACACCGGGAACAGUCUCCAACCAGGCAAGAAUACUCCCCGGGCGGGACGCCUCAGUCCACGGCGGACCGGAGACGGCGCAAGCCACGGCAGGAACUCCGCUGACGGGCUCCGUGGAGAAGACGUCAUGGGGGAGUUUCCGAUCAAGAUUAAAGGCAAAGGUGGCUACGGGAAUACGAACUAUGCUAAUAUGAUUAAUGGUUACGGAGGAGGAGGUGGGAAGAAAGGUGAUGUUGAUAAUCUCUUACCGAAACCGAAGAGGAUGAGCAUACCAGGGUCCAUUGAUGAUCCAGAGGAGGAGGAGAAAGAGAUAAGGAAGCUAAGCUCCCCUGGAAGGAGAUCGGCAGAUGGGAGGGAGAAAUCAGAUCUUGGGGAUAGGUUGUCUCCGGAGGGGGGAUACGGGGAAACAAAUGAAGGGUAUCAAGAUAAUAAUGGGGAGUAUGAAGAAGGUUAUGAUGACGAAUAUGGGGAGUAUGAUGAGAACUAUGAUGAGAAUUAUGACGAGAAUUAUGACGAAAAUUACGACGAAAAUUACGACGGUAAUUAUGACGAAAAUUACGACGAAAACUAUGAAGAGGACUAUUAGAAAAGGGACAACAACUAUGAUGAAAUUAAUCAUGACGAGUUGUCAGAGAAUAACCACCAUGCUCUAUUCCAAUUAAGUCUUGGCCCAAUCUUCAUAAAAGGCAUUUGACGUAAAAAGUAUCGUCAAGUCUUGAGUUUUCUUAAACUAAAAGAACUCGGGUAAGAAUUGACACAGACUCCUGGUUCAAUGGGCCUGACCAUAUUGUACUAAGAUGCUGCGUCAGUUUAGCACAUUUUGUGUCAUUAGGACACAGAUUCUAUUGGAUACUGACCCCAAAAUUGGUCAGUCCCAUUCGACUCAUAAUCCCGGUCAACUUUGUCACGGGAGUGUUUUAUUUGUGUAUAGGGGAACUUAUGUAUAUGAUUUGGUUUUAAUCAAAAAAAAGUCAGUCGGGUGAAUGUUUGUGCCAAUUAUUAAAACCAAAGCAUUUGUUGGUAAUACUAUGGUAAAGAGUGUCAUACUCUUUUCAGUAAUCAGGAAGAUAUUUAUGAACUGUAAAAUAUAGAUAAUAGAUAAAAAUAGAUAAUGUUUAUUAAAAGUCAUGUUUUGAAAGUAAAACCAAAUAAGUAAAACCUCUUAAAGCAGUUUACUGUAAUUUAUCUUUAAUUGUAACAUAAUAAUUAUCGGUUUAUAUCUUUAAUGACUUUGAGUUUAGUUUGCCCCUUUUUGUCAUAAAGUGUUCUUUACUUUUAUAAAGGUUAAAAUAUUGUUUUCAAACUCUGGAAAAUUAUGUCAUGUGUGUGGUAAAAUUAAGAAUUAUUUCUCGAAAAAGAUUUAAAGUCAACAGAUCUGGGCCCUAUUUCGCGGCCGAUUUUGUGCUGACUGUGCGAUUUCCAUUCGUAGCGCUGCCAACCGUAAGCACACGAAAAGGCAUGCUAACCUUCCGGUGCUUAACGCACGAAAAUAAUUGACGUCAUAAUGCAAUACGCAAUACGGCCGCCCAAUUUUUCCGUUUACCUGUGAAAUACGCUACGGCUUAAGCAUGUCUGCUACAGAAUAAGCUCGCAAAUUGUCCUACCGUUAAGCAGCGCUAUGAAAUUAGGCCCUGUAAAACCAGGUAUUGUCUGGACUUUCGUUUUAUAUUGUAGAAC
This is a messenger RNA of Asterias rubens (European starfish), 4683 nucleotides long. RefSeq lists its product as uncharacterized. The transcript is spliced from 23 exons. Gene Ontology annotation, cellular component: membrane. Gene Ontology annotation, biological process: adenylate cyclase-activating G protein-coupled receptor signaling pathway; cell surface receptor signaling pathway. Gene Ontology annotation, molecular function: G protein-coupled receptor activity. Bases 737 to 3592 code for a protein of 951 amino acids. Lineage: Eukaryota; Metazoa; Echinodermata; Asteroidea; Forcipulatida; Asteriidae. The record is from RefSeq and is a predicted model, not a curated record.